GGUGCUAUGCCAGUAUAACAUGGAGAAACGACCUCGGUCUCAAACUCUACCUGGAUGGUAACGAAAUUGCGUUGGAUGACCAAGGAAAAGAGGUCGAUGUUCAGCUGAACGCUAACAAGCCUAACCUGUGCUUUGGACGGGAUGUUCAAGGGGCAGGGAAUUUUGCCAAGUUUGCCAUCGGAUCGUUCGCUACGUUCAACACGUUUUUAUCGCCAUCGAUCAUGCGCAAUGUGUACACUUUCUACUUUAGAAGUGGCAUGUUUGAUUCAUCAGCUUCCAAUACAAUAAAAUUGAGAGUGAAAAACACGUUUGACAAAGAUGUGCAACUUAUGGCAAGCGAUAAACAGCCAGCCCAGGGUAUUCAGAUACUUAAAAAAUACACCAUGGAAGUCCGCAAAGAUGUAGCUGUUGGCCAAGCAGUGACGUUUAGUGCCCAGGCUGCUUCUCAGAAACUACUGCUUAACAAUCAAGAUAAGCUGACUAUUUCGCCGCAGCUGACGCGUAAAGGCUCGUUUGUGGUGGUCAUCUCCAAGGAAAAGAUUGAUGGAGCAGGAGGUGGGUCCGCGACUGGAACUUAUUACAUCUCAGUGAAGAUCAUGAACAAGUCCGGCAAAAAUAUUGUUUUAAUGCCGAGCGACAACAACCCUCCUCAGGGCUUCCCUGUCAAGAAGGGCUUCAUGAUGUCCUUCACCAAACCGACCAACGGUAACUCUCCUAUAACUUUCAAGGUUGUGGAUCCGGCGUCGAACCAGUUGAUGAAAAUAAAUGGCAAAGAUGAUAUUGUACUAACACCAAGUUUAACCAAAGGUGCACCUACAACCUGCGAGAUUCUCGCUCCAGGAAUGUCACAAGGAGGACAGCAGUAUUACAUCACUGCUCGCUUCAUGAACAAGGCAGGACAAGACGUGAUAGUCAAGUCAAGUGACAACAACCCCGCUCAGGGCUGGAAGGUAAAGAAGGGCUUCAUGAUGGACAUCACCAAAGGUACCACGUCUGCUCAGCCAGUCACGCUCGCAGCGACAUCAACGGACGGCAAGACACCGCUGGCCGUCAAUGGCACGACGGAAAUGCAUAUAACACCACAUGCUACCAAGGGGAACACGAAAGACGUGGUGGUUCUUGGAACACAACGUGAGUUGGUGAUGGUGUACUUAGUUUGCGUUCUACGGUCUGCUCUCUUAGAGGAACUGAUAUAUUUUCAUUGCGUAAACUUGCUUCCACUUCUUAUGGUCUUCACUCUUUUAAGUAUUUUGCAUGCAAAACUUGGAACUCUCCCU
Molecule: messenger RNA, 1277 nt
Organism: Orbicella faveolata
Lineage: Eukaryota; Metazoa; Cnidaria; Anthozoa; Scleractinia; Merulinidae
Cellular component (GO): extracellular region
Molecular function (GO): chitin binding; serine-type endopeptidase inhibitor activity; protein binding
Source: RefSeq, a predicted model, not a curated record